UAUAGCGUCGAAAACAGCAUGAGUACUUUUGAAGUAGAGACACGCAACACCUCACAAAGCGCAUGUAAAAAACUUAAGCGAAAUGAUGAAGUGAAUGCUGAAAUAAUUAAAAUCGAAAAAAGAAAACUUGAUCUAUUGGAACAGAAAUCAAAACAGAAGAUACAAACUGAUGAUGAGGAUAUGGCUUUCUUUGUGAGUUUGUUGCCACACAUUAAAAAAAUGGAUCCAGGACAAAAACUUCUCUGCAGAAUGGAAAUACAAAUAUCUGUUUACAACUUUGCCUAUAAAAACGGGUGCUCCUCGUCGCAAUACGCAAACUCAUACGUCCAGUCGCCAGCCAUUCUGGAAUCGGAAUCGACGCAAUUUNAUGUACAAUAUAUUUCAGAAGAUAUUCCUUUUUUUCAAGAACAAUGUAUCAAUGACAUUUAA
Rhagoletis zephyria (snowberry fruit fly) is the source of this 429-nucleotide messenger RNA. RefSeq lists its product as uncharacterized. Lineage: Eukaryota; Metazoa; Arthropoda; Insecta; Diptera; Tephritidae. Gene Ontology annotation, molecular function: DNA binding. The record is from RefSeq and is a predicted model, not a curated record.